UCGACGGCGGCGAUUCGGGCACGCGACAUUCGCCGACUCCGCGGCGCAGUCGGCAUCUCAUCGGCCUGUAGAGACAUUACAACGACCACGACAUCACCGCAGCGAUACGCACGGAUGUGAUAGUAACACUACCGAAAAUAUUAAAAAAAAAAAAAACAAUAAUAACAGUAAUAACCGUCGCGGUGUGUUUUAAAAAGUGUGAUAAAAAAAAAAUAUACUCUUACACUAUUUAUUUUUUUUUUUUUUUUUAACACAAUAAAGACAGAUUUUUAGCCGCUUUGUCGUGCGCGCAUCGGGCGCCGGAAAAUUUCGAGAGAAACGAGAAGAGGAAAAUCGCAAUCGCGCCUCUGCAGUACGACAAUAUCGGGACGAGAUUUUUUUUUUUUACUUUUUUUUUUUUUAUAUUGUUUCCACAUUUUCGUGCAUACCGCGAGUUAAAUACAUUAUUUAUUAAUAAUAUUGUCGCGUGUAUUUUAUCCCACCCGCCGAGUCUUCCCAGAGAUACGGUUCGUUUUCCCGCCCGCCUCGUCACAGCAGCCGUUUUCCGUCAGUCGGUGACCGCAGCCACCGCCAUCGCUGAUGAGACCGGGUGGUGCCAAGGUAUCCUCCAUAGGUGGGCACCCCGCGGUACUUGAAGGGUCAUGAAAAAUUCCUUCAAGACGUUAUGGAACACCUGGCAGUGGGGAUGUGGCCGAACUGUGAAUCAUGUCCGCCGUGGCAGCCCAUGUCAAUUCAAUUUCCGUGGGCAUGUGUCAGGGGUUCUCGGCAGUACUCAUUCCGCAACUCCUCGACUCCAACAGUUCCAUUUUGGUGAACAACGUGGAAGCGUCGUGGAUAGCCAGUUUGGGGGUUAUAUCGAAUCCUCUAGGAGCGAUGAUGUCGGGAGUUUGCAUGCAGACCUUAGGGAGAAAAACAACAGUUCAAUUGACAUCAAUACCAUUCUUAAUCGGUUGGACAAUAAUUGGAUUGGCUACAGAUAUAACGUUUUUAUGUCUAGGACGAUUCAUAUCAGGAGUUGCUAUCGGCAUGUCGUCGGCUUGUUACGUGUACGUGGCCGAAGUGAGCUUGGCUAAACACCGUGGGGUGCUGUCGUCGUUCGGACCGAUUUUCGUGUCGAUCGGAGUGCUGAUCGUCUACUCGCUGGGCUCGAUCAUGCCGUGGCAGGUGGUCAGCAUCCUGUGCGCCCUCACGUCGUUCCUGAGCUUCCUGUCGGUAAACCUGACGCCGGAGUCGCCGUCGUGGCUCGCUUCCAAGGGCCGCGUGGCGGACGCCGGCAAGUCGCUGAUGUGGCUGCGCCGGAAACCGUCGCUGGCUGACAAGGAGCUGGCCGAGAUCCUGAACAACUUGGCCGACGGCGGCGACGCGGAUUCGCCGUCCGCGCCCGCGCUCCGCGACUUCGCGACGCCCGCCGUCUGGAAACCGUUCCUGAUACUGGUUUGCUUCUUCGUGCUGCAGGAGGCCAGCGGCAUAUACAUAAUAUUGUACUACGCUGUGAACUUCUUGCAAGUGGCCGGCUCGACGGUGGACAGCAACGUGGCGUCCAUCGCGGUGGCCGUGCUCCGGCUGAUCAUGAGCGUCACCGGGUGCGUGUGCAUACAGCACGUCAACCGCCGGACGAUGGCCGUCGCGUCGGCCGUGCUGAUGGCCGCGUCGAUGGCCGCUUGCGGCGCGUACGAGUCGGCGUACGGGCCGAUGUUGGUGGACGACCGGCCGUACGGCUGGGUGCCGCUGGCGUGCAUACUGUUCAACGUGAGCGUCAGCAUGCUGGGCAUGGUGCCGCUGCCGUGGAUGAUGAUCGGCGAGCUGUUCCCGCUCAAGGUCCGCGGCAUAAUGGGUGGCCUGGUGCCGUCGCUGGGCUACUUCUUCAUAUUCGUCACGGUGAAGAUAUCGCCGGGCCUGAUGACGGCACUGACCACCGACCAGAUCAUGUGGCUGUUCGCCGCCGCGGCCGCGGCCGCCGCGUGCUUCGUGGCCGCGUUCCUGCCGGAGACGCGGGGCAAGACGCUGCUCCAGAUCGAGAAGAUGUUCAGCAGCGACGGCGGCGGGGACGCGACCUGCAACAGCGCCGCCGAGUACCCGGAGAAGUGGUCGUCCAAGCCCGGCGGCGAUCCGGCCACAGCGGUGUACACCAUCAGCUCGUUGGUGGAAGUUCGUCACAAGUAACGAGCGACGCCACUCACGCGCGUAAUAUUAUUAGACGCGUACUCUGAUCCGAAACGUUGCCCGAUCCGUUCGCGGUAUAAUAUCAAUGGUAUCCGCAGUUCGUCGUUAUCCGCGCGCAUAAGUUUCAAAGGUUCACGCGUCCUGUCUGCAGUCGUCGACCGAUUGCACGUGCACAAAGAUAAUAUUUAGAUACACUUAUUUUUUUAUCGUCAUUUUAACAUAUUUUUAUUGUUUAUUAUUUUUUUAAAUUUUUUUUUUGUCUGUCCACAUCGAAUAAUACCGCGCAAGAACCACACGCGACGUAACAAUUUAUAAUCGAGUGUAAUUAUUGCUCUCCUAUUGUAUUUUUUUACGGCGUUUACAGACUUAAUGAAAACUGAUAAUAAAUAUAAAAAUUAUAUAUUUAAUUGUGUUACCUGCGCGAAUACAGCCCAUUGUAAUCCGACCAUUUUACACAUCAUACCGUGCAUGACAGCGACUACGUAUGUGAUCGAAAAAAAAACACAACAAUUUCUGUUGUUAUUCUAUCCGUGCAUAAUUACUAAGUAUUUAUCAAAUUAUUUAUUCUGUAAUCUUAUUGCCUAAAUUGUAAAUAAAACAAACUUGUGAUAUUAUUUUAUUGUUAAGCGAAUCGUGUAAAAUCAAUUAGU
Melanaphis sacchari is the source of this 2813-nucleotide messenger RNA. RefSeq names its product facilitated trehalose transporter Tret1-like. The coding region runs from base 706 to 2163 and encodes 485 amino acids. Gene Ontology annotation, cellular component: membrane. Lineage: Eukaryota; Metazoa; Arthropoda; Insecta; Hemiptera; Aphididae. Gene Ontology annotation, molecular function: transmembrane transporter activity. The record is from RefSeq and is a predicted model, not a curated record. The transcript has 4 exons. Gene Ontology annotation, biological process: transmembrane transport.